This is a messenger RNA of Hydractinia symbiolongicarpus, 3759 nucleotides long. RefSeq names its product succinate--hydroxymethylglutarate CoA-transferase-like. The record is from RefSeq and is a predicted model, not a curated record. Bases 1783 to 3192 code for a protein of 469 amino acids. Gene Ontology annotation, molecular function: catalytic activity. NCBI's taxonomy places the organism in Eukaryota, Metazoa, Cnidaria, Hydrozoa, Anthoathecata, Hydractiniidae. The transcript is spliced from 9 exons.
UUUGUCACUUGCAACAUUAAUUUGAUUUUGUAUCUUGUCACUGGCAACAAAAAACAUGCUGCGAGUAACAAAAAAUGUUACUGAAAAAUUCCUUCGUGUCGCCACUUUUAACAGCAAUUCUGAGUCCACAUUUUUGUAUUGAGCCAAUCAGAAUGCAGUAAUUAUACCGAAUUUUUUUCUUGUUGUGAUGGAAUUGUACUUGUUGCGUUGGCAAUUUUUAAGUUUUGUACACGCAUUGAAUUUUAGGCCAAUUAAAAUUUGGGGUCAGGAUUUUGAUAUUUCAUUACCUUGUAUAUGCCUUCUAAAUUUAACUUGAAUGUUUUUGUUGAGUUUAUACUUAUAAAAAUAUUGCUUACAUCUAGUAGUUGUUAUAAAAGAGCGUCAUUUGAGAAACAAGUUUGGUUUCUACAUGGACUUUUUCAAACAAAUUAAUCUUUGGUGGUACAAAUAAGUUUAGGGUUCAAACCAACCUCGUUCCCAGGGCAAGGCCUGGGAUCGAGGUUGGGUCUAAACUUUUUUUUCCAACUUAUAUCUUAUACUUUGUCUUUCGUGAUUACUCGUGUACACAAACAUUUAAGGAAAUGAAAUUUUGUCCGUGUUGACAUUUUCGAUGACCGUGCGAACAUUUCGUGACGUCAUACCUACGAAAGUGGUUUACGUACGAGCGAUCGCAAUUUAAUCGUUCGUUUGUAUGUUUGAAAAGUCCGCCUUUGUUAACAAACAAAAGCAAAUGCUUGCGGUGGCGAGGAGUGAUUAUUUCAAACGACAACGUUCGUCCCCGCGUUGUAAGUUGCAGUUUUAACUAAACUCGUUUUAACUUAUAAUCACCGUAAUCUGACACCAUAAACCCGUCCACAAUACCCGUCCGAAUCAUGAUAUCCUUAUGAAAAUAGGCAGUUUAAUUGAAAAAUCUUGACCUUGUCAAAUUUCAAGGGAAAAAUGUUAGUAUUUUACCUUCAGAGGCUUCUUUGGUGAAAGUGCUUGAACUUUUCAAAGAAGAUGACAAAUUGCUGACAAAAAUUUCAUUUAUCACGUCCACGAUAAUUUGUCACUUUCCAGGCGUCAAUGUGUCCAUCAUGACGAUAAAAAUCGUUUGAGUAAGCAAAAAAUGACACAUGUUCGUGUGGUCAAAAUGUUUGUAAGUAAAUCUUGGUUUUAAAAACAAAUCAUUGCAUCAGAGAGAUGAAUAUGAUGGCUCUCUCAUCAAACUUUUUUUAUUAAAAUUUAAAAUUCUUUACCGCAUCUUAAAUUUUUUAUGCAUUAAUUACUUAUGCUUUGUAUUGUUAUUGGUAACUCCUCAUUGUGUUGUGUUCAUUGUCAGUUAUUACAACACCUGAUCCGCCAUUUUUAAUGAAAUAUUUAAAGACGUGCCGUCAUGCAUUCACUGGAUGUUAAUUCAACAUCACUUCGUGUUAUUAAUGAUGGCGUGUGGCUUCAAGACGAGCGUUGUAAUUAAAUGGAUGACAUUGAUCACGGCAAGGUGAGAGUCCGCUCUUCAUCUUAGAUGUUUUUGUAACAUAAUUUUAUUAAUGAAGCAUUAUGGCAGCAUUAAGAGGACAACCGUCACGGAGUGUUUGGAAUCUUCGAAUAACCGAUGUGACGUCCAAAGGAAAUGUUCGAACGCAUAUGAGUUGCGUAAUAGGCCGAUUUACGAAACUGCGUUGUACUAGUGAACAACCUGGAAACUACUUUGGUGCGAGUAUAAAAGCAGAUGCGCACACGUUCUUGUCAAAUCAUUUUAAGAAAGACAUCGAAGAAGAACGUUAAUUUAUUUAUACACGAAUGUUAUCUGUUAGAACAUCAUUUUUAAAGUUAAGCAGUGCUAAGUAUUUGAAAAGAAUACUAUGCAAUCCAGUCGUAUGGAAGUCGACAUUUCAUCAUGAGGAAGGGUACGGUUAUCGUGUUGACCAUCAUCAUGGAGAACAUCUACAUGACGUCGAACCACAAAAACGAAUAGGACCAUUGGAUGGCGUCCGAGUGUGCGAUUUAAGCAGGGUACUAGCUGGUCCUUAUUGCACCCAAAUACUUGGCGACAUGGGAGCUGAAGUGAUCAAAGUAGAAAGACCAGGUGUUGGUGAUGAUACUCGACAUUUUGGUCCGCCUUUUGUUGAUGGCGAAAGUUGUUACUAUCUCUCGAUUAAUCGAAACAAAAAGAGUAUAGCUAUUGACAUGAAAAAGCCAGAAGGAAAAGAUAUCAUUUACGAGCUUGUGAAAAGCAGUGACGUGUUCGUCGAAAAUUUUGCACAUGGGAAAAUCGAUGCGUUAGGGUUUGGGUACGAGGAGUUAAAAAAGAUCAACCCUUCAUUGGUGUAUGCCUCCAUAUGUGGUUUUGGAUUCCAAGGACCGGAACGCAAUAAACCCGGAUACGAUUUAAUCGCACAAGCUGUUGGAGGUUUAAUGAGUAUAACCGGACCGGAAGGAGGGAACUCCUGCAUUGUUGGUAUAUCGAUUACUGACAUCAUGACCGGAAUGUAUGCCAAUGGAGCGAUCCUUUCAGCUUUAUAUGAACGAAUGAUCACCGGUAAAGGAAAAAAGAUUGACACUUCUCUACUACAAACUCAAGUAGCAUUUUUAUGUCACGUUGCGUCGAAUUACUUAAAUACUGGUCGCAUAGCAACCCGUCAUGGCACCGCUCAUGGAACAAUUGUUCCCUAUCAGGCAUUUGCAACAGCUGACGGACGUGAAAUUGCACUUGCAGCAGCCAACAACAAGCACUUUCAAAACGCAAUGAAGGCGCUUGAUUUACCUGAACUACUUGAAGACGCGCGAUUUGAAUCAAAUCCAAAACGUGUUGAAAACAGAAAAGAACUUAUAAAAAUAAUAGAAGAUAAAAUGCAAACACAAACGUGCGAACACUGGCUUGAAAAACUCAACAACGUCGGCGUGCCUUGUGGUCGUGUAAAUAACGUAAAAGAAGUAUUUGAAAUGCCGCAAGUAGCACAUCUAGACCUUGUUCAAAGUAUACCUCAUCCAACAAUUGGACGUAUUAACGUUGCAGGCUCACCAGUGGCAUACAACGGUGAGAGCGUGCUGCAUCCACCAGUGCAUCCUCCUAUAUUGGGAGAGCAUACUGUAGAUGUUCUGAAAGAGCUAAAUUAUAGUGAUCAUGACAUCAGGACUUUAUUAGAGAAAAACGUCAUUGAAGAUGGAAGUUUAUUAGAAGAAGUAGAAAAAAUGGCGAUGACGGGUUAAACUUGACGUAAAGAUAGUGUCAUGGCGAUUGAAAUGGUUGCCGACGAGUGCUUCUGAGUGUCAAUGACGAGUACAUGACAUUCUCACGACGUGUUCUUGUCAUGGUAAUGGAGACAGCUAAUGAAUACUUAACGACGAAUAUACAGACGUGUUCACGCCAGAUAUAUUUUUAGAAAUAUUUUUAAGAAUCUUCUGCUUUUUAACAAAAAACUAAACACAUUUAUUGCAAACGAGAUGUGAAAAACUUUGUCAACUUGAAAAUAUUAGAGCUGCUCUAUUUUCCAUGUUUUAACUGCUAGGAUAUAUUUAUUGGUCCUAGAACCAUUUUUGUUGUUGUUUAUAGUUUUAAAACGAAAAUAUAGUAGUUAUAAAUACUAAAUUAAAAUAUUAUUUAUUUUAACAUCUUCCUAUUUAAUUUAUUACUUUGUAACUUCCAGUCUUCUGGAUUAGAAAAAAAAUAGUAAAAGUAUUUAAAAGAAAAAAAAAAGUAGAAAAAUUUAUUUAUUGAUGGCUGAAAUUAAAGAUGUAGUAGUGUGUUCUAAAAAAUAAAUAUUUCAGCUUAUGCAA